Molecule: messenger RNA, 996 nt
Organism: Acanthosepion pharaonis
Lineage: Eukaryota; Metazoa; Mollusca; Cephalopoda; Sepiida; Sepiidae
Source: the annotation of a GenBank genome assembly
AUGAGGCUUCAUAAUUUCUACACAGGUGAUCACGUCGAUGUGGUCUGCACCUAUCUAUCUAUCUAUCUAUCUAUCUAUCUAUCUACUUUAAGUCCCCCCCCCCACCUCCAAUAUCGUCUUCUUUUCUUUUUCCUUAUUUUUUUCUCUUUUUCGACUAGCCGAGUCUGGUCCGGUCUUGUCUACUCUGUUGGUUACAUUUAUAAUAGAAUGUGGGACGAGUGGCGAGGUGGGUAUAUUAGUGGCGGCGGAAGGGAGCGGGUAUAUAGGUUAAGUAUCACCCAUUACUAUUUCUUCUUCUUCUUCUUCUUCUUCUUCUUCUUCUUCUAUUUUUAUUCACUUCCAUUCAUUUUUUCUUCUUUUUCAUUGUUUACUUUUCUUUCUUUUCAUUUUCUUCUCAUUACUUUUUUCUUCAGUUUCAUUAUUUACUAUUUUUUAAUAAUUAUUAUUAUUAUUAUUUCAUCUUUUUCUUCUUCAUUUCAUCCAUUAUUUAUCAUUAUUAUUUCUUCUUUUUCUUUUUCUUCAUCUACUUUUGUUCUAUUUUUAUUUAGCUUAAUUUACCAUUAUUAUUAUUAUUAUUAUUUCGUCUUCUUCUUCCUCCUCCUCCUCCUCCUCCUCUCUUUAUUAUUUACCCGCCUUUUUUAUUUUAUUUUCCUUCCAUCUACAUUUCGUUCAAUCAACGCCUCUGCAUUUAUUCUGUUUUUCAUUACCUUUUCUUCUUUUCUCUUUUAUUUCACCCUCCGAUUCAUCAUUCUUUUCCUCUUUCAUUUUCUUCCUUCCAUAUCUUUUUCUUACGCCCCUCUUCUUUCUACUCCUACUCUUCAUUUUCUUCAUUUUUCUUCUCUUUCAACUGCAACCCUAAUCGUAAUCUCUUUUUUUUUUUUAAAUUUUCUCCUUCUUCAUAUUUUUCUUUGCCUUUCCUUUCUCCGCUCUGUUUUUCCUUCUUUUUUUUUCCAAAAUUGCUUUUCAGUCUCCUCCAUUAUUUGUUUUUCUUUUUAG